AGCCCUCCCUUAUCUGCUUCUACCACGGCGCUCCGCAUCGCUUCCGUACCCCCUCUCAACGCGCCAAACUGCUGCAAACACAGAGAGGGAGAGAGCGCCGCGGCCUGAGUUCCGCACGCACAGAAAGCAAUAGGUUCGGCGGCGUGCUAUUCGCAGCCUCACAGAGCUGUACAAGGUCUUCCCUCGAUCGGCAACAGCAGCAACAAGAGUCAACGACGUAGCACUCCGUGUGGUGCCAUGGACGAGGGCUUCGACGCCCACGUGACGGCCGUGGCGCACGUGGAAAUCCCCGCCUACGAAGAAGACGAAGUCGCCCUGCUCACCGACGAUGACGCGCUGCGGUACGACAGCGUCACGGAGGUGACGAAGCUGCUGCGCUCUUCCUACCUGAGCGCGAUGCUGCGGCGCCUGAGCGACUACGAGCAAACAGCCGCGGGCAACAAGAACGCGAUCCCUUCUGAUGACCCGGAGUACCAGUACGUGUCGGACUGCAGCUCGUUGGUGCUGCGCAUUGAGGUGGAAAAGAGUCGCGUGCACGUUUUUCUGCGUGCGCAGUACAGCGCGCGAUUUCCUGAGCUGGCCAUGUUCUUCUCCGACAGCGUCUUGUACGCCAAGGUGGUCAAGAUUAUUCAGAAUAACAUGGAUAUUAGUGGCGUUGUUGGUCCGUUAGACGAGCUGAUUCCGUCGCAGCUGCUCGUGGUGAUUGUGGCGUGUGCAGCUACCACAGCCGGUCGUGACUUAACCAGCGAGGAGCUCCGUCGCAUUUUGGAAGCCUGCGAGGAGCUGGAAAACUUGGAAAUGGCGAAGCAAACCUUCCUCGAGUACAUACAGUGCUCCAUGCCGCUCAUCUGUCCGAAUCUCUGCGCCUUCCUCGGCACCGGCAUCACCUCACAGCUCUUCGCCAUCGCCGGCAGCGUCACGAAGCUGUCGAUUAUGGACCCCACCGACAUCGCCAAGCUGGGCAGCCGCCGCUCCAACGAUAGCGGCAUUGCGAUCAAGACGACCGGCUUCCUCAGCAACUGCGACUUGGUCGCAAACCUGCCGCCGCAGCUGCGUCCAAAGGCGCUGCGCCUCGUGUCGAGCGAGGCCCUCAACUUAGCUCGCAUCGACGCCAACCGCCGCGCGCCGACGAACUACGAAGGGGUGCGGACACGGCGGCUCGUGUGCAACCGUAUGCGCGCGUGGUUAGACCCUCCGGUGCUUCGCGGUGCCGGGCACAACAUGUACGAGCGGCGCGGACGAAAGCGACGCCGCACAAACUGA
Messenger RNA from Leptomonas pyrrhocoris, 1263 nucleotides. Its product is annotated as putative trans-splicing factor. Bases 238 to 1263 code for a protein of 341 amino acids. The transcript has a single exon. Lineage: Eukaryota; Euglenozoa; Kinetoplastea; Trypanosomatida; Trypanosomatidae. Gene Ontology annotation, cellular component: U4 snRNP; U4/U6 x U5 tri-snRNP complex; precatalytic spliceosome. The record is from RefSeq and is a predicted model, not a curated record. Gene Ontology annotation, biological process: spliceosomal tri-snRNP complex assembly; mRNA splicing, via spliceosome.